Messenger RNA from Ctenocephalides felis (cat flea), 1554 nucleotides. RefSeq names its product probable flavin-containing monoamine oxidase A (gene shps). Gene Ontology annotation, molecular function: oxidoreductase activity. Lineage: Eukaryota; Metazoa; Arthropoda; Insecta; Siphonaptera; Pulicidae. The transcript has 9 exons. Bases 1 to 1554 code for a protein of 517 amino acids. The record is from RefSeq and is a predicted model, not a curated record.
AUGUCGGCUUUACCCGAGUACGAUGUUAUAAUAGUAGGAGCAGGAAUAUCAGGAUUAAGUGCAGCUCAUCAUCUACUGGUCAAGGAAGGAAGUCUUCGGGUCUUAGUUUUAGAGUCUUCUGAUCAAAUAGGUGGUAAAUUACAUACCUUAGGAAUGAGAACAAAAAAUGAUAAAUUCUCCACAUUUGAUAUGGGUGCUCAUUUUGUUUCAUGCAAACAACCACAUUUAAUGCAAAUGAUUCAGUCGUUGAAACUGAAUCUUCUGGACCAAGUCUCAGAUGGUUUACGUAUUGGACAAGCAAAUAAAAAGGAAAAAUAUAUAGGUUUAGAUGUGUUGGAGUUUUUGUCUGCUGUCUCUAAGUUAGAAUUGAAUAACUUUGUUGCUAAAAUGGAUGCCAUAAGUGUUGGUAUUUCAUUCAACAUUAGUGAUUAUGUAGUGGGUUAUUCGUAUUUAGAUAAUAUAGAUUUAGAAGAGUAUAUGUGCAGCCACUUGUUGACUUCAAGAGCUCGGGAAACUUUCAGGACCAUCAUCAGAAUCAUUUGUGGUGUAGAGCCUUCUGAAAUAUCCGUAUAUUAUUUUUUGUGUCUCUGCAAUUCUACAUUCGGUCUACAAAACUUUUUGUCAAAUAAGUUGGGAUCAAAGGAGUGCUACAUACAGGAGGGAUGUGGGAAAAUCGUUCGUCAGCUAUCGUCACAAAUUGGAUUCAAAUUCAUCAAACUCAGGGAAAAAGUCACAACUAUUACUCAAUCCAAAUUUUAUGUCACUAUUGAAACAAUGAAGAAAAAAUAUAUAUGUUCUUAUGCCAUUCUUGCCAUUCCACUGGAAGAUAUGUCAUAUAUUUCAUAUGAGCCAGAUCUUGGGGAAGAUAUAAAUAAUCUAUUUGAAGAAUCAACGGAUGCUUGCAUUUUACAAUUUAUAGCAACUUUUGAUGAGCGUUACUGGUUUGACCAAGGACUCUCAGGAGAGGUAUUUAGCUUGGAAGGACCUGCUCAAUAUAUAUAUGAUAUAUCAACGUCGUCCUCAUACGCUUUGACAGGAUUAGUGUACAAUAUCGAAGGCAUAACUGCUAGUAAUGAACUGCUAGAAAACCCAGAAAGAGUUAAAGAAUGCAUAAUAAACCAACUUUCUUUCCUCUUCGGGCCACAAAUGGAAAAUCCAAUUGCCUUUGAAUUUCACAAUUUUUCGAGCCCUAAGCCUAUUGGAUUAGGAUAUGCUAAAGCACUUAAUGAUAUGACUAAACUCAAAGGCCGUUUGCUUUUUGCGGGUGCAGAAACAGCAACCACUUGGCGCUUACAUGUUUCUGGGGCUAUACAAGCUGGACAACGGAGCGCUACAUUGGCUUUACAAGAGCUUAGGCCACAAUGUCUAAAUGUCAAAGAUUAUGUUUCUCUUCAUGCAAAGUUUUAUGAUGCAUCAGGAAGGGCAAGAACAAAUUUUGAUAGAACAGCACCCAAGUACGUUGAUCUAUAUGGAAUUACAGGACUCUUAAUAUGUGCAGUAAUUGCUUAUGUUGCUCGAAGGGUGUAUAAAUGCAUGUCACUUAUAGCUAAAUAA